Ananas comosus (pineapple) is the source of this 2029-nucleotide messenger RNA. RefSeq lists its product as uncharacterized. NCBI's taxonomy places the organism in Eukaryota, Viridiplantae, Streptophyta, Magnoliopsida, Poales, Bromeliaceae. The transcript has 2 exons. Gene Ontology annotation, molecular function: glycosyltransferase activity. The coding region runs from base 266 to 1885 and encodes 539 amino acids. The record is from RefSeq and is a predicted model, not a curated record.
GAAAAUAAACACGGUUUCUUUCCCUCCCCCGCUUCCUCUCCUCUUCCUCUACUCCAUCCAAUUCCCCCCUAAAUCAUAUAUAAAAAUAUAUAUAAAAAACUCUCCCCCUACUCUCUUUCUUCUAUUACUAUCCUUUCCCUCCUCUAUACUCUCUCUCUUCUUCUUUUUGGUGCAGCACAAUUACAUAAGCCACUGGAGCAAAAGUGCUUGUGGAAUAAAAAGAGGCUUCUUGGGAGGAGAAAGGAAUAAUAGUAAGUUAAGAGAGAUGGUGCACCAUCAUAGGAAUUAUCAUGUGCAGCCGCAUAGGAAAGAGGAUUUGGAGGAGCAGCAGCAGCAGCAGCAGAAACAGAAGCAUCAAAUUCAAGAUCCUCCGGUGGAGCAGGCUCAUCGCCUGCGCCACCUGAUGGAUUACGCGUAUUUCGUGGGCCACCACCGGUCGAGGGUGUCGAACACCGCCUUCCUCCGCCUCCUCUUCCUCUUCUCCCUCAUCUCCUGCACCCUCCUCUUCGCCCCUCGCGUCUUCUUUUACACCUUCGGAGCAGACGACGUAGAAUUCCGAAUGCGGCCGCGGGAAGACGACCAGAGCUGGGCCGCGCCGUGCUCGACCGUCAGGAACGACAGCAUCUGCUGCGACCGCACGGCGUUCCGCACCGAUGUCUGCUUCAUGCGCGGCGACGUCCGCACCCACGCUGCCUCCAACUCCAUCUUCCUCCUAUCUCCUUCUUCUUCUCCUUCCAAUUCGACCGUCGACGAGAAGAUCAGGCCCUACACUCGCAAGUGGGAGGCCAGCGUCAUGAGCACCAUCGACGAGCUCAGCCUCCGCACCGUCGCCGCCGCCAACCGCUGCGACGUCGUCCACCGCGUCCCCGCGGUGGUGUUCUCCACCGGCGGGUACACCGGCAACGUGUACCACGAGUUCAACGACGGGCUAAUCCCGCUGUACAUCACGUCGCAGCAUUUCGACAGGCAGGUGGUGUUCGUCAUGCUCGAGUACCACGACUGGUGGAUGACGAAGCACGGCCACGUCGUCUCCCGCCUCUCCGACUACCCGCCGAUCGACUUCUCCGGCGACCGCCGCACCCACUGCUUCCCCGAGGCCAUCGUCGGGCUCCGCAUCCACGACGAGCUAUCGAUCGACGCGGCGAAGACGAAGUCGAACAAGAGUAUAAGCGACUUCCGCCGCCUCCUCGACGAAGCCUACGCGCCGCGCGUCCGCGCCAUCGACCGCGACGAACAAUCACAUCGCAACAACAGCAACAGCAGCAGCAGCAGCAACAGCAACAACAGAAGUAAUGAGAAGGCUCCGAAGAUGGUGAUAAUGUCGCGGAACGGAUCGAGGGCGAUCGAGAACGAGCGGGAGGUGGUGGAGGCGGCGGAGGCGGUGGGGUUCGAGGUGGAGGUGAUGAGCCCGCAGCGGGACACGGAGCUGGCGAGGAUCUACCGGGCGCUGAACUCGUGCGACGUGAUGGUGGGCGUGCACGGGGCGGCGAUGACGCACUUUCUGUUCAUGAGACCGCGGUCGGUGUUCGUGCAGGUCGUGCCGCUCGGGACCGACUGGGCGGCGGAGAUGUACUACGGCGAGCCCGCGCGGAAGCUCGGGCUGCGGUACGCCGCCUACAAGAUACUCCCGCGCGAGAGCUCGCUGUACAGGAAGUACAGCAGAAAUGCUACAAUAUUAAAAGAUCCGGACAGCGUCAACGCGCAGGGCUGGCAGGUGACGAAGAAGGUGUACUUGGACGGGCAGAACGUCAGGUUGGAUAUUGGGAGGUUCAGGAAGCGCUUGGUUAAGGCGUUUGAAUACGUGACUAAGAAGAGAAGGAGGCAACAGCUGCAGCAGCUGCAGCAACUGCAGCGGCGGCAGCAGCAGCGGAGAAUCAAGAGAUGAGAAAUAACGGAGAGUAUAAAUUGUGAAUUUUGUUCUUUCAAUUGAUUUUUAUACUAUCAUAUGUAUACAUACAUUUGUGAUUUUGUUUGUGAAUAAUUGCUGAGAAAAAUAAAAUGUAGAUGCCUGUGUAUUGUUCUACUGCAA